Molecule: messenger RNA, 8386 nt
Organism: Micropterus salmoides (largemouth bass)
Lineage: Eukaryota; Metazoa; Chordata; Actinopteri; Centrarchiformes; Centrarchidae
Molecular function (GO): ubiquitin protein ligase activity
Source: RefSeq, a predicted model, not a curated record
AUUGCUGCUGUAAAAGUCACUGAUUAAAACAGAGAUCAUUUAAGAUAAACGUGAGUUGCGCUAAAAACAAAACUACUGUUGGCACCGUGCCCUCCCUCAUCAGGUAAAUUUCCAAGGUUUGGCUCCUCCCUCAGUCCCUCCCCAUUCCUUUUCCUUGUGAUGCUGGGAUGUGUCUGUUUUGACACCACGUGCACCAUGUUUUAAAGCCUGCUCAUUAAACCAAGACACAGAUUUGACCACAUCAUCUCUCAAGACAAGAACAAUCUGCCUCUUCAAGAUGAUGAAGGAGAGUGACAACGAGAACUCUGUUGUUGGGUCAGAGAGGUCACUCCGGUGUGGCCUGUCCUGCCUCGGUCCUCUGACCUUCCACUCUCAGGCUGUGGGAGAUAAUGUGCGCCUGAGCCAGGGGUGUCGACUCGCAGAGAGGACGGAGAAGACGUUCAGGAACGGCCUGGUGUUCAUUAGCCGCCCAGUGAAGGUCCAGGAGAGGAUUCGUCUGAGGGUGGAGAAGGAUUUGAUGAACUGGCACGGAACUCUGCGUGUGGGCUUCACCAACGUGCCACCUUCAGCCAGAUCUCAGCCUCUGCCCGACAUGGCCAUCCCCAACCUCACUGACAUCUACGGGCACUGGGCUGCUCCCGUGCAUGAAUCCUACUGCCAAGCAGGUUCAGAGCUUGAGUUCUGGGUUUCCAAUAGAGGCUCCUUAUACAUUACUAGCAACAACAUCAGGCAGCACAAACUACUGACAGGAGUGGAUCUGAGCAAGCCGCUGUGGGCCAUGAUAGACAUCUACGGACAGACGUGCUCCAUUUUCCUUCUGGGCUCAGAGAAAAGGGAGCUGUUUCGCACCAGAAGGUCCUGUCCUGCACCUGAACGCCCCACCUCGGAUGUUGACAUUCCCAGCAGGAUGACUCCUGUUGUGUCGAACCUCCAUGGAAACAGCGAGCAAUGCAUCUCCUGUCUUGACAUGGAAGUCCCAGCAGUUGUUGGGUCAGAGAGGUCACUCCGGUGUGGCCUGUCCUGCCUCGGUCCUCUGACCUUCCACUCUCAGGCUGUGGGAGACAAUGUGCGCCUGAGCCAGGGGUGUCGACUCGCAGAGAGGACGGGGAAGACGUUCAGGAACGGCCUGGUGUUCAUUAGCCGCCCAGUGAAGGUCCAGGAGAGGAUUCUUCUGAGGGUGGAGAAGGAUUUGAUGAACUGCCAAGGAGCUCUGCGUGUGGGCUUCACCAACGUGCCACCUUCAGCCAGAUCUCAGCCUCUGCCCGACAUGGCCAUCCCCAACCUCACUGACAUCUCCGGGCACUGGGCUGCUCCCGUGCAUGAAUCCUACUGCCAAGCAGGUUCAGAGCUUGAGUUCUGGGUUUCCAAUGGAGGCUCCUUAUACAUUACUAGCAACAACAUCAGGCAGCACAAACUACUGACAGGAGUGGAUCUGAGCAAGCCGCUGUGGGCCAUGAUAGACAUCUACGGACAGACGUGCUCCAUUUUCCUUCUGGGCUCAGAGAAAAGGGAGCUGUUUCGCACCAGAAGGUCCUGUCCUGCACCUGAACGCCCCACCUCACUGGAUGUUGACAUUCCCAGCAGGAUGACUCCUGCUGUGUCGAACCUCCACGGAGACAGCGAGCAAUGCAUCUCCUGUCUUGACAUGGAAGUCCCAGCAGUUGUUGGGUCAGAGAGGUCACUCCGGUGUGGCCUGUCCUGCCUCGGUCCUCUGACCUUCCACUCUCAGGCUGUGGGAGACAAUGUGCGCCUGAGCCAGGGGUGUCGACUCGCAGAGAGGACGGGGAAGACGUUCAGGAACGGCCUGGUGUUCAUUAGCCGCCCAGUGAUCCAGGAGAGGAUUCGUCUGAGGGUGGAGAAGGAUUUGAUGAACUGCCAAGGAGCUCUGCGUGUGGGCUUCACCAACGUGCCACCUUCAGCCAGAUCUCAGCCUCUGCCCGACAUGGCCAUCCCCAACCUCACUGACAUCUCCGGGCACUGGGCUGCUCCCGUGCAUGAAUCCUACUGCCAAGCAGGUUCAGUGCUGGAGUUCUGGGUUUCCAAUGGAGGCUCCUUAUACAUUACUAGCAACAACAUCAGGCAGCACAAACUACUGACAGGAGUGGAUCUGAGCAAGCCGCUGUGGGCCAUGAUAGACAUCUACGGACAGACGUGCUCCAUUUUCCUUCUGGGCUCAGAGAAAAGGGAGCUGUUUCACACCAGAAGGUCCUGUCCUGCACCUGAACGCCCCACCUCACUGGAUGUUGACAAUCCCAGCAGGAUGACUCCUGCUGUGUCGAACCUCCACGGAGACAGCGAGCAAUGCAUCUCCUGUCUUGACAUGGAAGUCCCAGCAGUUGUUGGGUCAGAGAGGUCACUCCGGUGUGGCCUGUCCUGCCUCGGUCCUCUGACCUUCCACUCUCAGGCUGUGGGAGACAAUGUGCGCCUGAGCCAGGGGUGUCGACUCGCAGAGAGGACGGGGAAGACGUUCAGGAACGGCCUGGUGUUCAUUAGCCGCCCAGUGGAGGUCCAGGAGAGGAUUCUUCUGAGGGUGGAGAAGGAUUUGAUGAACUGCCAAGGAGCUCUGCGUGUGGGCUUCACCAACGUGCCACCUUCAGCCAGAUCUCAGCCUCUGCCCGACAUGGCCAUCCCCAACCUCACUGACAUCUCCGGGCACUGGGCUGCUCCCGUGCAUGAAUCCUACUGCCAAGCAGGUUCAGAGCUUGAGUUCUGGGUUUCCAAUGGAGGCUCCUUAUACAUUACUAGCAACAACAUCAGGCAGCACAAACUACUGACAGGAGUGGAUCUGAGCAAGCCGCUGUGGGCCAUGAUAGACAUCUACGGACAGACGUGCUCCAUUUUCCUUCUGGGCUCAGAGAAAAGGGAGCUGUUUCGCACCAGAAGGUCCUGUCCUGCACCUGAACGCCCCACCUCACUGGAUGUUGACAUUCCCAGCAGGAUGACUCCUGUUGUGUCGAACCUCCAUGGAAACAGCGAGCAAUGCAUCUCCUGUCUUGACAUGGAAGUCCCAGCAGUUGUUGGGUCAGAGAGGUCACUCCGGUGUGGCCUGUCCUGCCUCGGUCCUCUGACCUUCCACUCUCAGGCUGUGGGAGACAAUGUGCGCCUGAGCCAGGGGUGUCGACUCGCAGAGAGGACGGGGAAGACGUUCAGGAACGGCCUGGUGUUCAUUAGCCGCCCAGUGAAGGUCCAGGAGAGGAUUCUUCUGAGGGUGGAGAAGGAUUUGAUGAACUGCCAAGGAGCUCUGCGUGUGGGCUUCACCAACGUGCCACCUUCAGCCAGAUCUCAGCCUCUGCCCGACAUGGCCAUCCCCAACCUCACUGACAUCUCCGGGCACUGGGCUGCUCCCGUGCAUGAAUCCUACUGCCAAGCAGGUUCAGAGCUUGAGUUCUGGGUUUCCAAUGGAGGCUCCUUAUACAUUACUAGCAACAACAUCAGGCAGCACAAACUACUGACAGGAGUGGAUCUGAGCAAGCCGCUGUGGGCCAUGAUAGACAUCUACGGACAGACGUGCUCCAUUUUCCUUCUGGGCUCAGAGAAAAGGGAGCUGUUUCGCACCAGAAGGUCCUGUCCUGCACCUGAACGCCCCACCUCACUGGAUGUUGACAUUCCCAGCAGGAUGUCCUGUGUGUCGAACCUCCACGGAGACAGCGAGCAAUGCAUCUCCUGUCUUGACAUGGAAGUCCCAGCAGUUGUUGGGUCAGAGAGGUCACUCCGGUGUGGCCUGUCCUGCCUCGGUCCUCUGACCUUCCACUCUCAGGCUGUGGGAGACAAUGUGCGCCUGAGCCAGGGGUGUCGACUCGCAGAGAGGACGGGGAAGACGUUCAGGAACGGCCUGGUGUUCAUUAGCCGCCCAGUGAAGGUCCAGGAGAGGAUUCGUCUAAGGGUGGAGAAGGAUUUGAUGAACUGCCAAGGAGCUCUGCGUGUGGGCUUCACCAACGUGCCACCUUCAGCCAGAUCUCAGCCUCUGCCCGACAUGGCCAUCCCCAACCUCACUGACAUCUCCGGGCACUGGGCUGCUCCCGUGCAUGAAUCCUACUGCCAAGCAGGUUCAGUGCUGGAGUUCUGGGUUUCCAAUGGAGGCUCCUUAUACAUUACUAGCAACAACAUCAGGCAGCACAAACUACUGACAGGAGUGGAUCUGAGCAAGCCGCUGUGGGCCAUGAUAGACAUCUACGGACAGACGUGCUCCAUUUUCCUUCUGGGCUCAGAGAAAAGGGAGCUGUUUCACACCAGAAGGUCCUGUCCUGCACCUGAACGCCCCACCUCACUGGAUGUUGACAAUCCCAGCAGGAUGACUCCUGCUGUGUCGAACCUCCACGGAGACAGCGAGCAAUGCAUCUCCUGUCUUGACAUGGAAGUCCCAGCAGUUGUUGGGUCAGAGAGGUCACUCCGGUGUGGCCUGUCCUGCCUCGGUCCUCUGACCUUCCACUCUCAGGCUGUGGGAGACAAUGUGCGCCUGAGCCAGGGGUGUCGACUCGCAGAGAGGACGGGGAAGACAUUCAGGAACGGCCUGGUGUUCAUUAGCCGCCCAGUGGAGGUCCAGGAGAGGAUUCUUCUGAGGGUGGAGAAGGAUUUGAUGAACUGCCAAGGAGCUCUGCGUGUGGGCUUCACCAACGUGCCACCUUCAGCCAGAUCUCAGCCUCUGCCCGACAUGGCCAUCCCCAACCUCACUGACAUCUCCGGGCACUGGGCUGCUCCCGUGCAUGAAUCCUACUGCCAAGCAGGUUCAGAGCUUGAGUUCUGGGUUUCCAAUGGAGGCUCCUUAUACAUUACUAGCAACAACAUCAGGCAGCACAAACUACUGACAGGAGUGGAUCUGAGCAAGCCGCUGUGGGCCAUGAUAGACAUCUACGGACAGACGUGCUCCAUUUUCCUUCUGGGCUCAGAGAAAAGGGAGCUGUUUCGCACCAGAAGGUCCUGUCCUGCACCUGAACGCCCCACCUCACCGGAUGUUGACAUUCCCAGCAGGAUGACUCCUGCUGUGUCGAACCUCCAUGGAAACAGCGAGGAAUGCAUCUCCUGUCUUGACAUGGAAGUCCCAGCAGUUGUUGGGUCAGAGAGGUCACUCCGGUGUGGCCUGUCCUGCCUCGGUCCUCUGACCUUCCACUCUCAGGCUGUGGGAGACAAUGUGCGCCUGAGCCAGGGGUGUCGACUCGCAGAGAGGACGGGGAAGACGUUCAGGAACGGCCUGGUGUUCAUUAGCCGCCCAGUGAAGGUCCAGGAGAGGAUUCGUCUGAGGGUGGAGAAGGAUUUGAUGAACUGCCAAGGAGCUCUGCGUGUGGGCUUCACCAACGUGCCACCUUCAGCCAGAUCUCAGCCUCUGCCCGACAUGGCCAUCCCCAACCUCACUGACAUCUCCGGGCACUGGGCUGCUCCCGUGCAUGAAUCCUACUGCCAAGCAGGUUCAGAGCUUGAGUUCUGGGUUUCCAAUGGAGGCUCCUUAUACAUUACUAGCAACAACAUCAGGCAGCACAAACUACUGACAGGAGUGGAUCUGAGCAAGCCGCUGUGGGCCAUGAUAGACAUCUACGGACAGACGUGCUCCAUUUUCCUUCUGGGCUCAGAGAAAAGGGAGCUGUUUUGCACCAGAAGGUCCUGUCCUGCACCUGAACGCCCCACCUCACUGGAUGUUGACAAUCCCAGCAGGAUGACUCCUGCUGUGUCGAACCUCCACGGAAACAGCGAGCAAUGCAUCUCCUGUCUUGACAUGGAAGUCCCAGCAGUUGUUGGGUCAGAGAGGUCACUCCGGUGUGGCCUGUCCUGCCUCGGUCCUCUGACCUUCCACUCUCAGGCUGUGGGAGACAAUGUGCGCCUGAGCCAGGUUCGACUCGCAGAGAGGACGGGGAAGACGUUCAGGAACGGCCUGGUGUUCAUUAGCCGCCCAGUGGAGGUCCAGGAGAGGAUUCUUCUGAGGGUGGAGAAGGAUUUGAUGAACUGGCACGGAACUCUGCGUGUGGGCUUCACCAACGUGCCACCUUCAGCCAGAUCUCAGCCUCUGCCCGACAUGGCCAUCCCCAACCUCACUUACAUCUACGGGCACUGGGCUGCUCCCGUGCAUGAAUCCUACUGCCAAGCAGGUUCAGUGCUGGAGUUCUGGGUUUCCAAUGGAGGCUCCUUAUACAUUACUAGCAACAACAUCAGGCAGCACAAACUACUGACAGGAGUGGAUCUGAGCAAGCCGCUGUGGGCCAUGAUAGACAUCUACGGACAGACGUGCUCCAUUUUCCUUCUGGGCUCAGAGAAAAGGGAGCUGUUUCGCACCAGAAGGUCCUGUCCUGCACCUGAACGCCCCACCUCACUGGAUGUUGACAUUCCCAGCAGGAUGACUCCUGCUGUGUCGAACCUCCACGGAGACAGCGAGCAAUGCAUCUCCUGUCUUGACAUGGAAGUCCCAGCAGUUGUUGGGUCAGAGAGGUCACUCCGGUGUGGCCUGUCCUGCCUCGGUCCUCUGACCUUCCACUCUCAGGCUGUGGGAGACAAUGUGCGCCUGAGCCAGGGGUUUCGACUCGCAGAGAGGACGGGGAAGACGUUCAGGAACGGCCUGGUGUUCAUUAGCCGCCCAGUGGAGGUCCAGGAGAGGAUUCGUCUGAGGGUGGAGAAGGAUUUGAUGAACUGGCACGGAACUCUGCGUGUGGGCUUCACCAACGUGCCACCUUCAGCCAGAUCUCAGCCUCUGCCCGACAUGGCCAUCCCCAACCUCACUACAUACGGGCACUGGGCUGCUCCCGUGCAUGAAUCCUACUGCCAAGCAGGUUCAGUGCUGGAGUUCUGGGUUUCCAAUGGAGGCUCCUUAUACAUUACUAGCAACAACAUCAGGCAGCACAAACUACUGACAGGAGUGGAUCUGAGCAAGCCGCUGUGGGCCAUGAUAGACAUCUACGGACAGACGUGCUCCAUUUUCCUUCUGGGCUCAGAGAAAAGGGAGCUGUUUCGCACCAGAAGGUCCUGUCCUGCACCUGAACGCCCCACCUCACUGGAUGUUGACAUUCCCAGCAGGAUGACUCCUGCUGUGUCGAACCUCCACGGAGACAGCGAGCAAUGCAUCUCCUGUCUUGACAUGGAAGUCCCAGCAGUUGUUGGGUCAGAGAGGUCACUCCGGUGUGGCCUGUCCUGCCUCGGUCCUCUGACCUUCCACUCUCAGGCUGUGGGAGACAAUGUGCGCCUGAGCCAGGGGUGUCGACUCGCAGAGAGGACGGGGAAGACGUUCAGGAACGGCCUGGUGUUCAUUAGCCGCCCAGUGGAGGUCCAGGAGAGGAUUCUUCUGAGGGUGGAGAAGGAUUUGAUGAACUGCCAAGGAGCUCUGCGUGUGGGCUUCACCAACGUGCCACCUUCAGCCAGAUCUCAGCCUCUGCCCGACAUGGCCAUCCCCAACCUCACUGACAUCUCCGGGCACUGGGCUGCUCCCGUGCAUGAAUCCUACUGCCAAGCAGGUUCAGAGCUUGAGUUCUGGGUUUCCAAUGGAGGCUCCUUAUACAUUACUAGCAACAACAUCAGGCAGCACAAACUACUGACAGGAGUGGAUCUGAGCAAGCCGCUGUGGGCCAUGAUAGACAUCUACGGACAGACGUGCUCCAUUUUCCUUCUGGGCUCAGAGAAAAGGGAGCUGUUUCGCACCAGAAGGUCCUGUCCUGCACCUGAACGCCCCACCUCACCGGAUGUUGACAUUCCCAGCAGGAUGACUCCUGCUGUGUCGAACCUCCAUGGAAACAGCGAGCAAUGCAUCUCCUGUCUUGACAUGGAAGUCCCAGCAGGUGAAAGCAGGGCAAUGUCCUGUGUGGUGUGCAUGGCAAAAGAGGCCAGAAUCACUCUACCCUGUGGCCACAGGUGUUUGUGUGACCGCUGCGCCCCCAAGGUCUGCCAGCAGUUUGGCACCUGCCCUCUAUGUCGACGGGACAUCUAUGCACCAUCACUGGAGGGGAGGUCUGUUAUUUGGGGGCUCUAAGCUCCGAGACACCAGGCAAGGCUCAUCAAAUACAAGCUACUGAGUGACUGUAACAAAGAAAACACUACGAGCAGCGCCCACCUAAUGUGUCCUGGUAGCCCAGUGGUUGGGGAGGUUUGCCAUGUGACCACAGUGUGCCUGAUUCAAGCCCAGCCAGGAAACUUUGUCGCAUAAUUGUUAUUCAACUCUCUCUUCCCUAACAUGUAAAUGUUGUAUAGCAUGGAGAUGUACUGCGAUGCUGAUGUGAAUAUAUUAAGCAGAUCAUGUAAAAGAAUGUAUGAAAAAAGAGGAAACUGCACUUUUAUUGUGAUUGAUAAAUAAGGAUAAAGACAAACAUGAAACAUUUUGGUGAGGACAAUCUAUGACUUAUUGCACUCACAGCAUAAAGAGUAAUGUAAUUUACAUUUUUUAAACUGUACAGUAUAUUUUGCCUUCUUAAUGUUA